Molecule: messenger RNA, 1785 nt
Organism: Carassius auratus (goldfish)
Lineage: Eukaryota; Metazoa; Chordata; Actinopteri; Cypriniformes; Cyprinidae
Product: P2Y purinoceptor 13-like
Exons: 3
Coding region: 106-1143 (345 amino acids)
Biological process (GO): negative regulation of adenylate cyclase activity; G protein-coupled receptor signaling pathway
Cellular component (GO): membrane
Molecular function (GO): G protein-coupled purinergic nucleotide receptor activity
Source: RefSeq, a predicted model, not a curated record
CAUACUGCACUGUGGAUACAGCUGCCGGAAAGUGUUAAGUCAUUUAUUAAUUCCUCUUUGAGCUGUUCUCACAAUAGGCUCUAAAACGCUUUUCCUGGCAUCAAGAUGAACACGAGUCAGGUGAAUGCUUCACUCAAGUGUGAGAGGGACACUAGAGUAACGUCUGUACUCUUCCCUUGCCUGUAUGCGGCUCUCUUUCUGGUGGCUUUGGUGUUGAACAGUCUGGCCGCAUGGAUUUUCUUCCAAAUCCGCAGCAGCUCAACGUUUGUCGUGUACCUGAAGAAUGUAGUUGUGGCCGAUCUAUUGAUGACCCUUACUGUGCCUGUGAAGGCACUGACCGAUGCGGGCUUGGGUUCCUGGCAGCUCCGGGCUUUUCAUUGCCAGUACUCAGCUGUGCUCUUCUAUACCACUAUGUAUAUAAGCAUCAUUCUCCUCGGACUCAUCAGCUUGGACCGGUACCUAAAAAUUGUGCAUCCCUUUGGGAAAUGUGCUCUUCAGAAGGUCAGAGUUGGUCAGAUACUGUGUGCAGUUAUCUGGGUGGUCAUGUUGUCACUGGCUCUGCCAAACGUUAUCCUGAGUAACCACAUGCCACAUAUUUCCUCUGGUGCUAAGCUGCGAUGCACCAAGAUGAAGGGGAAGAUGGGACUCAUGUGGCAUGAAGGCUUUAACUACUUCUGCCAGGUUGUUUUUUGGGGUACAUUAGCACUUAUGGUCAUCUGCUACACCUUCAUCAGCAGGAAAGUGUUUGAAUCAUACCGUGCGUCACAAAGCAGCAGUGACACAGCCAGCAAACAGACCACAUCUAAGGUGUUUGUGGUAGUGGGUGUUUUCUUUGUUUGCUUUGCACCCUUCCACCUGGCCCGGGUCCCUUACACCCUCAGCCAGACCCGCAACACCUCUGCCCAGUGCUGGGCCCAAAACCAGCUGUACUACACCAAAGAGAUCACGCUCUGGCUAUCAUCUACUAACGUGUGCCUGGACCCUCUCAUUUAUGUCUUCCUGUGUCGAGUCUUCCGCAAGAAGCUCACAGCCACGCUGGGCCGGCACCCGUUCCCACACGGCUCUCUGACAGAGACCUCCACCAAACUAGAGAUGCCCAACAGAGCCCACUGCAACGCCCUCCACGAUUCAGCUGGUCAUUAACAGCUUUCUCCUCAUACCUGCCAAAAAUGUAUUGUGUAUAUAUAUAUAUACAUAUAAACGAACUGUUCAGUUCAUUGAAUGUUACAUGGUACAUAGGUGUCAGAUCAACAUUGCCAGGGUUAUUUUUCCUGUCUGCUUCAUUAUCAGAAACCACAGCAGUUUCAAUAUCCUUUCUAGUAAUCUUGCCCUUACAGUCUCCUCUUCCUGUGAACAGCGAGGCAGAACGUUUAUUCAACUGAAAGCUGGUAAGAGUGUGUGACGAGUCCCUCGUUACUUCCACUAAGACCGGUCAGUGGGUGUGGUUGGAAGGCUCGUCAACGGAAUUGUGUACACCUGUUCCUUCCCUAUAUAGUGUCAGCUCUGUUUGGUGUGGAGUGUGAACUCCCGGUUGUUUGGUUUUGCUUUGGCUAGUUUGAGGUUAUGAUUAGUUUAACUCGGUUCUGUUGGAUGCUUGGAGCAUUCGUUUGUUUGAAGGAAUCGUGUUUUGGUUUGUUGAUUUCUUAUUUUAUGUUCUUUAUUUAUAUUAAUAAAUAUCUUUGUUGCAACAUACCAACCUGACUAUGUCCUCCUUCCCAUUUGUCACGGCUUUGAGCCGGUCGUGACAAAUGUGGGGGCUCGUCCUUAAAUUUAAGUGAUUUGUUU